This is a messenger RNA of Closterium sp. NIES-65, 1911 nucleotides long. The record is from the annotation of a GenBank genome assembly. NCBI's taxonomy places the organism in Eukaryota, Viridiplantae, Streptophyta, Zygnematophyceae, Desmidiales, Closteriaceae.
AUGAAUCCGUGGCUGACGCAGCAGGUUCGGUCCGAGCCUGCAACGAUGGCUUGGUUGGAGGAGUCCCUGGCGCGGGACGCUCGUGCUGUACCUGCAGAGCUACUUUCUUCCGAGCCUCAAUCUGCUGCUGAGCCUGACUCUGCUGGCUUUGCUUCAGUGUUUGCUGCUGAUGCUAGCACUAAGCAAGGAUCAGCGUGCUCCCCCCUGGCCUCCGCUGUUCUAAUCCGCGUCACCACAGAGGCCGAUUUCAAGCAACGCCGGCUCUAUCCCCCCUCCACCACCGUUAUUCUCGAGCUUCAGAACCACGUCACUCUCAAGCGAGGGCUCCUGUUUGGGCCCAAAUAUGCGUGCACAAUCCUGCGGUCGGGUGGAGGGGCCAAAGGGAGGGGGUAUCGGCUGUACGUGCAUCGAGUGGAUGAGCCGAUACUGCGUAUAUGGAACACCAGCAACGUUAUUGUGUACCGUGUGCAGAUCUCACAGCCAUUCCAAGCCUACUCGACCUUGUGCCCCAAGCUCCACACACCCUUCUCCCCGCUUCACCCGUCAUUCUUCGCCUUUGCCUACGCCACAGCCCUUUCCCCCUCUCUCAUAUGUCGCAGCCAUUCCGAGCCUACUCGCGCGCAUGCCUCGGGGAGAUCCUUGACGUGGGCCCUCUUAUCACCUGAAAGGGCGUCAUCUGCCCUUUCAUCCACAUCCCACCCUUUUCCCUCUUUUCCCUCUUUCCCCCCUCUUUUCUCUCCGUUCCCUCUUUUCCCUCUUUUACCCUCUUUUCCCUCUUUUAUCCUCUUUUCCUUCCUUUUCCUUCCUUUCCCUCUUUUCCCUCCUUUCCCUCUUCUCCCUCUUUCCCCUCUUUUCCCUCUUUUCCCUCUUUACCCUCUUUUCCCUCUUUUCCCUCUUUUCCCUCUUUUUCCUCCUUUCCCUCUUUUCCCUCUUUUCCCUCAUUUCCCUCUUUUCCUUCUUUUCCCUCUUUUCCCUCUUUUCCCUCUUUUUCCCUCUUUUCCCUCUUUUCCCUCUUUUCCCUCUUUUUCCCUCUUUUCCCUCUUUUCCCUCUUUUCCCUCUCGUCCCUCUUUCUCCCCCCACCCACAUGCAGAUGUCACAGCCGUUCUGAGCCUACUCACCCAUAUGCUCCAGGAAAAUCCCUGAAACGUCAUCUGCCCUCUCAUCCUCGCCCCUCUCCUCUCCCCUCAAAUCUCCUCUCCGCUCCCCUCUAUAUUGCCCUCCCUCCUCCCCCUCACUCACAGAUGUCACAGCCGUUCCGAGCCUACUCAAAGCCAUGCCCCAGGGAGAUCCCUGACGUGGGAACAGACAUCAUCUGCCCUCUCAUCCACGUCUACCGCUCCUACGGCGUUCAGAUCGUCAAGGGAUACACGUUCGGCCGAGUGGAUGUGAUUCGAACAAUGCACAGCCGCAUUGACAGCAUGAAGAUGACUGCAGUGUCUGAUUUCAAGAGGGGCAACGGGGUGAUUCGAGUGAUGCUGUCGGGGUAUGGGCCGCUGCUGGUGCGCUGCUAUGUCUACGUCACCAACAAUGAGAUCUAUGGUGCGUACCUGCCAGUGUUGUUUCAGUUCGGUGUGGUGGGAGCGGUAUUCAAGAACAACCAUGUGCAUGACUAUGUGUGGGCUGCCAUCACAUGUGGCAACAUGGUUCACUUGCAGGGCGAUUGCAUGCUCACCUCCAUUUCAAAUAACCUCGUUGUUGCUAAGGGCCGGAAUCUCACCGGCGGGGGUGAUGCGACGGGGAUAUACUACGUAACGCACUGGAAUAACCCGGGUAAUCUGGCGGAGUGCAACUACAUAAUCGGGGGUGACCACUGCUAUUACCUGGAUUACGCCAGCUCGGGUGUGACUAUACGCGGAGGGGCUUGUAUCGGGACGGUGGAUGGCAUGAAGGUCAACAACGGGAAAUGGUGA